Molecule: messenger RNA, 1347 nt
Organism: Suillus clintonianus
Lineage: Eukaryota; Fungi; Basidiomycota; Agaricomycetes; Boletales; Suillaceae
Exons: 3
Coding region: 1-1347 (448 amino acids)
Source: RefSeq, a predicted model, not a curated record
AUGACUCACUAUCCCGGCCUUCGAUAUUUCUCCAAAGGCAUUUCCCUUGUGUCGCAGUGGACGGGGACAGAGCACCGCGAAAUGCAGCGGGUUUUUUUGGGUGUACUCGCAGGCGCAGUUCAACCCACAGUAUUCCGUGCUGCACGAGCUGUGCUAGAGUUUAUUUAUUAUGCUCAAUAUCACGCUCACACCUCGCAGACACUUGACGCCCUCCAAAACGCGCUGGAUGAAUUCCACGCACACAAGCACAUAUUCACGGAUCUUGGGGUGCGCGACGACUUCAAUAUUCCCAAGCUUCACUCUAUGAUGCACUAUGUCGACUCAAUCAAGUCCCGAGGUUCUGCAGACGGCUUCAACACAGAAUUCCCAGAACGUUUGCACAUCGAUUUCGCCAAAAAUGCUUACCGGUCACACCGGGCUACUAACAAGCGAGAUUAUGUAGCGCAGAUGACGAAGUGGUUGAUGCAACAGGAGAUGGUUGAUCAGUUCACAGCCUACAUCGACUGGCGGUUGCAGAGAUUUGGUGAGGACUUGGAGCCAGCAACCGGUGGAGAUGAGGAGGACAAUGACGACGAAGAGAUGCCAACCACCACGCCUACAAACAGUGACGAAGGAUCAACCACCCAGCCCAUUCCAGUAUCAAAACACAUCCUCCCAUCCCGUCCUUCAUUCAAGGCAUUGACCGUCGCUACUAUCACACGCACGUUCGGCGCUUUCAAUUUUUUGCCAGCAUUGACUCAAUUUCUUCGGCUCGAUGUAGUACCUGCCAAUGGCGGACUUAUUGUCAGCGAAUGGGAUCGGUUCCACGCUUAUCGACGACUCUCCAUCCCGUAUGAGAAGCUACCCGCCGUUCACAUGACCAAUGGUCUCGAUCGCAUUCGUGCUACUCCCCCAACUGCACCAGCUGGUCGUUCCUCUGGUACUGUUGGCAAAUUUGAUACUGUGCUUGUGCGAGUUGCAGGAGAUACUAAUGUGCACACUCAAGGGACUGCAUUAGAAGGUCUUCAAGUCGCACAACUGCGGUUGAUUUUCGAGCUUCCGCGUCACCUCACAAUUGUCGGUCAACCGAAUCCAAGUCAACUGGCGUAUGUUGAAUGGUUCCAGCCUUUUCGUGCGCGAGACGAAGUGUUUCAAAUGCACGCCGUGACUCGUGCUUAUGCUGGUUGUGCCCCCCGCUCUUCUAUCAUCCCACUGUCGAGCAUUGUUCACAGUUGUCAUCUUAUUCCGAAAUUCGGUACUCAAGUGGACAGGAGUUGGUCUGCAGCACAUGUGUUGGACAGUUGUAAGACAUUCUACCUUAAUUCAUGGAUAGAUAUGUACACUUUUUACAAAUUGUGCAACAACUAA